CUUCCGCCCGGCAAACGACGGACGAUGCCACUGUGCCCCAGUCUUUCACCACUGACGUUCAUCUUCCCCUCUAGCAACAAUCUGAAAUCAAUCGAAAACUGCUCGUCAUGUCGUCCGCAUCCUCAACCCUCCCGCCCGACCUAUUUGACCAAACGACGCUCGUAUCCCUCGGAGCCACGGUCGUCCUCCUCUCCAUCGCCAUCGCCGUAUCCCGCCGCGUCCUGCACCCGACGACUUCGACGAGGUAUCGCGUCCUCUUCGUCUGGCACGCAUUCGACGCCCUGAUCCACUUCUUUCUCGAGGGCAGCUUCCUAUACCACUGCUUUUUAUCCUACAUCCCGCUCGCCGACGUGCCCAAUGCCGACCUUGGUGGGUUUCACCCGACGCCCGCGAACUUCCUGGGCCAUUCGGACCGCAUCUAUGGCGCCCAGGCGGGCGGGGACAACCCCUUCGCGCAGCUAUGGAUGGUAUACGCGAGGGCGGAUAAGAGGUGGGCUGGCGCAGACUUGGGCGUGAUCUCGCUGGAGCUUCUGACCGUGUUUGGUGCCGGACCUUUGGCGGUCUGGAUCUGCUACUGCAUUGCCAAGCGCGAUCCUAAGGUCAAUAUUUGGAUGAUCAUCAUCGCGACUGCGGAGCUCUACGGAGGCUUUAUGACCUUCUGCCCCGAGUGGCUGACCGGCAACAUCUACCUGGACACCAGCAACUUCAUGUACCUGUGGGUUUACCUGGUCUUCUUCAACAUGCUGUGGGUGUUCAUUCCCUUGUAUGCCAUCUACGUCGCCUAUGGAGAGAUUUCGUCCGCCUUCAAGGCUCAGGGUGCGAGGAAGAACCUUUGAGCAGGUAGAGAUGCGGUAUCUCAAGGUGACUGCUGUGUCCCCUGUAGACUCUGUUGUUGCCCACCUUUUACGGUGUAACGACGAUCAGCGUGAUACUCGGUAAGAGCCAGUUGGGGCUACCUACUCGCCUCGAUGGCCCAGCCGUGUCCGAGUGAUGUCCAGACGAAGUUGGAAUUCUCGGGCGGUGAAGAACAGGACGUAAUCAUGUCCUUAGAUUAGUGAGCGUCGUUCAUGUUUAAAGAUCCGUAGUGGGUUGCACGUCAUGUUUUCACGACAUGUUUUCACGACACCUCAGACCUUUUAUGAUGGCAAUGGAUGCCAGGAUGGUUACAUAUUUAGCUCGGGUCUUAGGUCCUUGUGAAUAUGGUGGAUGAGCGAAGCAUCUCACCUGUUAGCACUAUCCAGAUAGACUCUACAGCAACAAUGCUCGCCAUGCCAUCAGAGAGCACUAAGUCUAUACGCUAGAAGUGGAGGGAUCAAAGUAGCUAGGCGCGCAACGGU
Messenger RNA from Colletotrichum destructivum, 1337 nucleotides. Its product is annotated as Putative emopamil-binding protein. Gene Ontology annotation, molecular function: cholestenol delta-isomerase activity. Gene Ontology annotation, cellular component: endoplasmic reticulum; membrane. Bases 108 to 836 code for a protein of 242 amino acids. Gene Ontology annotation, biological process: sterol metabolic process. Lineage: Eukaryota; Fungi; Ascomycota; Sordariomycetes; Glomerellales; Glomerellaceae. The record is from RefSeq and is a predicted model, not a curated record. The transcript is spliced from 3 exons.